AUGCGUCAACCCAAGGAAAGGCAACCUCCCAUGUUACACAACCGUCUAUUCUCCGCACCUAAGCCGCCAGUGGUCUUGCCGGAAUCCGGCUAUAUCCGUUUGCCGCUUGUCCUGGCUUAUACAGGCCUGAGCAAAUCGACCUGGUACGCCGGAGUCAAGGACGGGAUUUACCCCCGUCAGCACAAGAUCGGCCGCCGUGCCGUCGGCUGGGAUGUCGAGGACAUCCGCAACUGGAAACAGGCCAAUAAAGCAGCCUCAUAA
Ostertagia ostertagi is the source of this 261-nucleotide messenger RNA. The record is from the annotation of a GenBank genome assembly. Lineage: Eukaryota; Metazoa; Nematoda; Chromadorea; Rhabditida; Trichostrongylidae.